AUGGCUGGCCGACGCCUGCGUAUUCGCAAAAUUAUUGUUGUCGAAGGUUUCAUUCUGCCACGAAAAGAAGCGGGUGGGAAGGAGGACGAGGAGGGAGAAGUAGAGUCGGACACGGAUGAGAAUCUGGAACAUGAGGAUGACCUGCAGUUCCACGACUUCAGGGACAUGAGCGAGAUUUCCCUCGGUGCAAGUUCCAUUAGAGCCUCGAGCGUGGCCAAGCGGUUCGUUGAAUUGAAAGACCUUCGCUCUGGUGACACUUACAAAGUGGUAGGACGGUUCCAGUUUACUUCUCCUUGGUGGAAAGUGACAGCAAAACUCUUCUGCUUUCAGAAAAAAUGGUAUCUGCAGGGGUAUCCUUCUUAUGCUCUGAGGAUCCUGACUGAAAAGGAAUAUGAUAUUGUCAGCCUUUUCUUAACAAAAUGUGGCAUCCACCAAGAUCACGUACAGAUGUUUAUUGAACAUUUUACUCACCAUAGUCUUCAAUUUCCAGAAGUAUUGAACACUUUACAACAGUUUGCACACAAGGAAAAUAAAAAGGAUGAAAAUAAAAGUGAUUUUCAAAGUUGCAUAAAUCACUGCAUAUCUAAGUCGGUUGAAGGUCAGAUUGUGCUGAAAGGUAUGAAGUUCCAUAGCCUGAUGAAGUAUUUGCCACAGCUUCUGCCACGGUCCUUUCUGCAUAUUUUGAACAUGGAAAAUAAUGCCCUUGAGGAUCUGGAGCAGAUGAUUGAUACAGAAGUGUGGAAGCUGGGAUUCCAUUCUAUUCUUUCUAAGGAGUUUCAGCUUAUUGGUUGUGAGGCAACAUUGUUAGCCUUUGAAGAAGCUGAUCUUCUGAGGACAAUUCCGGAGAUACAGAAACAUGCUCUUGUAAUUUAUGAUAAACUCAAAAAAACCUGUUGGAGUAAUGGACACACUUAUGUAAGUAUUGAUGAGUUGACUGGAUUACGCCCAACUGAGAUCAGCAUUGAAAGUGAAUGGGAUUCGUUACAAUUUUUGAAGGAAACAAACAUUAUUGUAAAUGAAAAGAAGCGAGUAUACCUUGAGCGUUUGUACAACUAUGAGAAAGAAAUUGCUACAUGUAUAAAGGAUCUUGUGGAUGAACCACCAUGGCAUAUUUCUCUGAAUGUGGAAGAAGUUCUGAGAAGUGCAUUCACCCCACCCCAAACGGAUUGCUUCUGUAAGGGGAAAGAGUUUGAGGAUACAGAGGACAGUGAAAGAGUUAAUUUGGAUCCAGAUCAGAUUCGAGCUGCUAACAUGAUGUGUGAAAAUCCUGUUACAGUUAUAAGUGGUAAAGGUGGUUCUGGGAAAACCACACUUGUCAGCUUUAUUUUCAAGGCAGCAGUUAAUAAUAUGCACAUUGCAGAGAAGAAAGAACUUCUGCAAGCAUGUGAAGAUCUUGAGCAGGAUCAAUCUGCUCCUGAAUGUUGGAAUAUUCCAACAAGUAAAAUUCCAGACAAUGACCAGGUUGAAAAACAGGAUGUCAGCAAAGCAACUGUGCUGUUCACUGCACCAACGGGAAGGGCAGCUUCUCUUUUGAAGAAAAAAACUGGAUUUCCUGCUUAUACUUUACACCAGGUAAUGUGGAAUUUCAACUCUGUCCGAUACUCCAAGGAAAAACAAGCUGUGUUUGAUUGGAAGUUUUCUGAAGUCCAGAUUCUGAUUGUUGAUGAGGGAAGUUUGGUAUCGGUGAAGAUUUUAAGUACGGUUUUAAAGUCGCUUAUGAAAUAUGCCAAUCUCAAAAAGCUUAUAAUCCUUGGUGAUAUUAGGCAGUUGCCUAGUAUAGAACCUGGCAACAUGUUCAAGGAUGUAUACUCCAGCUUGCAGCAGGUUAGAUGGGCCGUCGAGCUGUCAACUAAUCAUCGUGCAGAGAGUCAACUAAUUGUAGACAAUGCUGCUAAAAUUGCUGAGAUGGGAUGCAAGUCUGUUUAUACACCGUUGGAGUAUGAUGCAGUGAUGCAUGUAACAAAUGGGAUAGAAAUUGCAAUUCCAACACCUGAUAAAAAAUUCAUUCUGGUUUCCCUCGGAUCUAGCCCUGUCGCUCUGCAAGAAGCUAUCACCAUUUUGAUAAGCAGGGCUCCAGGACUUGAUGAUCAUGUGACCUCACAGUUCAUUGCAUUUAGACGGGAGGAUUGUGCAGUGAUCAAUGAGCUCUGCUGCAAACAUUAUUCAAAACAUUUGACCAAAGAUGAGAAAAAAAAGAGUGACUUCCGAGUUGGAGACAAAGUGUGCUGUACAAAGAAUGGAUAUGUCAUGGAUCUGACUGAAGAAUCAACAUCAAAGUUGGAGAAGGAUCGAGUUCGCUUAUGUAAUGGAGAAAUCUUUUUUAUCAUUGAGGAUAAAACUGUAUAUGAAAAUACUAAGUGCAAUCGUUUCUUGCUACUGGAUGACAAGGAGGGUCGACGGAUUUUGGUGGAUUUUAAAGAAGUGGGGAAGGAAUGCAAGUUGGUGCAUGCAUGGGCCAGAACAAUCCACACUUUUCAGGGUUCUGAAGCUGACACCGUUGUGUAUGUUGUGGGAACGGCAGGAAGACAGAACUGGCAGCACAUUUACACUGCAGUCACACGAGGGCGCCAGCGUGUAUAUGUUGUUACAUCUGAGAAUCACUUCACUACAGCAGUGACAGCCAGAAGCCCCCAGAGAAACACUCGCCUUCGUGAAUUGCUGCAGGAGAAACUAGUAAAACUAAGACCUGCGCCAUACUUUGAAGGGUCACAGUUCCAGCAACAGGCAAGUUCGGCACCCACUCCUGCAAAGCUCUGUCCGGCCCUGUUUAAUUCAUCUGUUUCUUCGACUCAGGCGGUGCCCAAUUUGACAUCCUGUGUAGCAGAUGAAAUAAAGGAUAGAGCUAACUCCCAAUCUCAGAAAGAAGACUCCUAUUCAGAAGAUUUGGCAUUUGCACAGAAUUACAGCUGGUCUCCUUUAAGUCUUGAGCUUGACAGCACAGAAUGUAUUAGGACCAAGGAAAGGCCAACAGAAGCAGUGAACACUUUACUUCAAGUUGAUGAUGGAUCUACAAGAGAUAAGUUGGUAGGAACAAUUGGAGAAGUGUCCACCAGCUCUGAAAAAUCUGAACCAAGCUGGGCACCUGGCAGUAAGAGAAGUGAUAAUGCUCUGGCUGGUGAGGGAUUUGUUUCAAAAUACUCAAAGAUACUGAUGGAAUCACCUCUUGGCUGCACGAAGUUCAAGAUGAUGACAAUUGACAACUACUCAGCACAAAGAGACACAAGUAAAAAGCUGUUUAAAGAGAAGAGUGAAUGAUGUGAUGUGCAAGUUUUACACAAA
Hypanus sabinus (Atlantic stingray) is the source of this 3279-nucleotide messenger RNA. It is a transcript of the gene helb, whose product is annotated as helicase (DNA) B. The coding region runs from base 1 to 3255 and encodes 1084 amino acids. The record is from RefSeq and is a predicted model, not a curated record. Lineage: Eukaryota; Metazoa; Chordata; Chondrichthyes; Myliobatiformes; Dasyatidae. The transcript is spliced from 13 exons.